AUGGAGUCCACCCCAGAGAAGCUCUCUCCCUUCGAUCUGAUGUCUGCGAUCCUGAAAGGAGUGAAGCUGGACAAUUCGAACGGGUCAUCGGAGGCGGCGCCGCCUGCGGUGGUGGCGCUGAUCAUGGAGAACAAGGACCUUAUGAUGAUGGUGGCCACCUCCAUCGCCGUGCUCGUGGGUUAUUUCCUGCUCAUGUCUUGGCGGCGCGCGGCGAAAUUGGCGAAGAAGAAGAAGGCGGAGCCGCCGAAGCCGCUGGUAACGAAGGCGGUGGCGGAGCCGGAGGAAGUGGAUGACGGGAAGAAGAAGGUUACCAUAUUCUUUGGAACUCAGACUGGAACUGCCGAAGGCUUUGCUAAGGCACUUGCAGAGGAAGCUAAAGCCAGAUAUCAGCAAGCCAAAUUUAGAGUAGUCGACUUGGAUGAUUAUGCGGCCAAUGACGAAGAGUAUGAAGAGAAGAUGAAGAAGGAGACUUUGGCCUUCUUCUUCCUGGCCACGUAUGGUGAUGGUGAGCCUACCGACAAUGCAGCCAGGUUUUACAAAUGGUUUGUAGAGGGGAAAGAGAAGGGAGACUGGCUUAAGAAUCUCAAGUAUGGUGUUUUUGGUCUUGGGAACAGGCAGUACGAGCAUUUCAACAAGAUCGCAAUUGAGGUGGACAAAAUUGUUGAAGAGUUAGGCGGACAGCGGCUGGUCCCCGUGGGUCUUGGAGAUGAUGAUCAAUGCAUUGAAGACGACUUCUCGGCAUGGCGAGAAUUGGUGUGGCCAGAGUUGGAUACAUUGUUACGCAGUGAGGAUGACACAGCUGCAGCUACGCCGUACACUGCUGCCGUUUUGGAAUAUCGUGUUGUGUUCCAUGACCAUUCGGAUGACUCGGUCUCAGUCAAAAGCUCGGCUAACGGUUAUGCAAAUGGCAAUACGGUCUAUGAUGCUCAGCAUCCGUGCAGAGUAAAUGUUGCUGUGAAGAAAGAGCUUCACACUCCAUUGUCUGAUCGUUCUUGCACUCACUUGGAAUUCGACAUAGCUGGAACUGGAUUAGCGUACGAAACAGGUGAUCAUGUUGGUGUCUACUGCGAGAACUCAGUUGAGACAGUAGAGGAAGCAGAGAGGCUGCUUAACUUACCCCCACAGAUGUUUUUCUCAAUCCACACUGAUAAAGAAGACGGGACCCCACUUGGUGGAAGCUCGUUGCCACCGCCUUUCCCUCCUUGCACUCUAAGGACGGCUUUAACUCGAUAUGCCGAUCUUUUGGGUGCUCCCAAGAAGUCUGCUUUGAUUGCUUUAGCAGCUUAUGCUUCUGAUCCAAGCGAAGCUGAUCGGCUCAAACACCUUGCUUCUCCCGCUGGAAAGGAAGAAUAUGCACAGUAUGUAGUUACAAGCCAAAGAAGUUUACUGGAGGUCAUGGGUGAGUUCCCGUCAGCCAAACCUCCUCUUGGUGUUUUCUUCGCUGCAGUUGCUCCCCGUCUGCAGCCCAGAUUUUAUUCUAUUUCAUCCUCCCCAAAAAUUGCAUCAUCAAGAAUCCACGUGACUUGUGCACUGGUGUAUGAGAAAACUCCUACAGGACGAAUUCACAAAGGUGUUUGCUCGACAUGGAUGAAGAAUGCAUUGCCUAUGGAGGAAACCCUUGACUGCUCGUCUGCACCAGUUUUUGUUCGAACCUCUAAUUUCAGGCUUCCUUCUGAUCCUAAAGUACCAAUUAUAAUGAUCGGCCCUGGAACUGGCUUGGCUCCAUUUAGAGGUUUUCUCCAGGAAAGGUUAGCUUUGAAGGAAUCCGGUGCUGAAUUGGGUCCUGCCAUAUUAUUUUUCGGAUGCAGGAACAGCAAAAUGGAUUUUAUUUACGAAGAUGAGUUGAACAACUUCGUCAAAGCUGGAGUUAUUUCUGAGCUCGUCCUUGCCUUCUCGCGCGAGGGCCCAACUAAGGAAUAUGUUCAACACAAAAUGACACAGAAGGCUUCAGAUGUGUGGAGCAUGAUCUCCCAAGGAGGGUAUGUUUAUGUGUGUGGCGAUGCUAAGGGCAUGGCACGUGACGUCCAUCGAACUCUCCACAACAUUGUGCAAGAGCAGGGAUCUCUGGACAACUCGAAAACCGAAAGCUUUGUGAAGAAUCUGCAGAUGACUGGAAGGUACUUGCGUGACGUGUGGUGA
Molecule: messenger RNA, 2139 nt
Organism: Striga hermonthica
Lineage: Eukaryota; Viridiplantae; Streptophyta; Magnoliopsida; Lamiales; Orobanchaceae
Source: the annotation of a GenBank genome assembly